This is a messenger RNA of Gilbertella persicaria, 1350 nucleotides long. Its product is annotated as camp-dependent protein kinase regulatory subunit. Gene Ontology annotation, cellular component: nucleus; cAMP-dependent protein kinase complex. Lineage: Eukaryota; Fungi; Mucoromycota; Mucoromycetes; Mucorales; Choanephoraceae. Gene Ontology annotation, molecular function: cAMP-dependent protein kinase regulator activity. The record is from RefSeq and is a predicted model, not a curated record. The transcript has 3 exons. The coding region runs from base 5 to 1267 and encodes 420 amino acids. Gene Ontology annotation, biological process: regulation of protein phosphorylation.
CAAGAUGAUAACGGAUGACCAACCAUUUGAGUUUGCACCCCAAACAGAUGAAUAUACACAACUCUUGACCGAGUUGCAUAACGAAUACUGUUCAGAGCAACCUUCGGAUGUGCUUCAGUUCUGUUCCAACUUCUUCAUCCGCAAGUUAGAAGAACAACGUUAUGUUCAUCGCAAUGCACAACGCCAUGAUAUGUUUCAAACCAAUAAUGCCAAUGAUUUACAUCCUUUAUGCGAUACUUCAGUACCUCAACCUCCUGACUUUUCAGAACCAAACGGAUUCUCAUGGGACACACACAUGAGUAACCAAGAUGAUAAUGAUGAUGACGAGUUUGAUGAAGAUGAUGAAGCAUUUGAUAACUUUUCAACCGAGCCUUUGCCUUCUUUGCCGCCUACCAAUUAUAAUCGUGGUCGUCGUACCUCUGUCAGUGCUGAGUCUAUGGCACCCAGUACCAACCAAGAAUUCAAAAAAGUCAUUAUUCCCAAGACACCUUCUCAAGCAGAACGUAUCAAGGUCAGUAUCGGUAACAACUUCUUGUUUCGAAACCUAGACGAAGAGCAUUAUCUGGAUGUCGUCAAUGCCAUGUCUGAAAAACGCGUCACCAACGACACGACUGUAAUUGAACAAGGUGGUGUGGGUGAUUUCUUUUAUGUGGUUGAGUCUGGUACACUUGAUUGUUUUAUUGGCGAUAACAAGGUGACAAACUAUGAAGCUGGAGGUAGUUUUGGUGAAUUGGCCUUGAUGUAUAAUGCACCUCGUGCAGCUACCAUUGUAGCUACAUCAGAUUGUGUCCUUUGGGCUCUAGACCGUAUUACAUUCCGUACGAUCUUGAUGGAGAACACGUCUCGAAAGCGACGCAUGUAUGAAUGCUUCUUGUCCGAAGUGAUCUUGCUCAAAUCACUUGAGUCUUAUGAAAAGCACAAGAUUGCAGAUGCAUUAGAAUCUGUCUAUUUUGAAGAUGGACAGGAAGUUGUGAAGCAAGGUGAUGUGGGUGACCAGUUCUAUAUCAUUGAGUCUGGAGAAGCUGUUGUAUUAAAGACAGACAGUGGUGUUCAACAACAAGUGAAUCGACUUGAAAGAGGCUCUUACUUUGGAGAAUUGGCCUUGUUGAAUGAUGCACCUAGAGCUGCUACAGUAGUGGCACAUGGUAGACUUAAAUGUGCUACACUUGGUAAAAAGGCCUUUACCCGUCUACUUGGUCCUGUAUUGGAUAUCCUUAAGCGUAACUCUGAAAACUAUCAUGCUAUCAUCAGCCAACAAUCAGCAUAAUCCCUCUCCUCACCCACCCUCCCACCUCUUCCCUAUAGAAUUUACAGUGUGUACAAUAAAAAGAAAGAUUUAUUAACAAUAGU